Messenger RNA from Trichoderma citrinoviride, 1210 nucleotides. RefSeq lists its product as hypothetical. The record is from RefSeq and is a predicted model, not a curated record. The transcript has a single exon. NCBI's taxonomy places the organism in Eukaryota, Fungi, Ascomycota, Sordariomycetes, Hypocreales, Hypocreaceae. Bases 1 to 1194 code for a protein of 397 amino acids.
AUGGCGUCCGUUCUCAUUGUCGGCGUCCUUCUGAUCCUCCGGGCCGUUUCUGCUUCACCGAGUGUCAGCCACCGACCUCAUGGGUAUUGCAAGCAGCUGGACAUUCCGUUGCCUGUCACUGCAGAAACCGCUGUUUACGAUAUACCCAGAGUAGACAACGACAUCGAAGCGGCUGCUUGGGCAAUCUACGACGCCACUCGAACUACGGUGCAUGGCCCCGGGAGCAUCAUCAAGAAUACUACGACUUCCAGAACUUUCAACAUUCAUGCCCAGCUGUGCAUCCCCAAUGGUGCCCAGAAGAGCAAGAACAAUACCUUGCAAAUCGCCACCCACGGAGUCCACUACGACUCCAGAUACUGGGACUCGACGUACAGGCCCGAGAAGCACUCUUAUGUGGAGGCAGCUCUUAAGGCUGGAUACUCGAUCCUCACGUAUGAUCGUUUGGGAGUAGGCGAAUCCGAUCAUCCGGACGCAUACACCGUGGUCCAGGCUCCUCUUGAGCUGGAGAUCCUCCGUCAAUUGACUUUGAUGGCCCGCAAUGGCACUCUGUAUGACUUUGCGAGCCAUACCGAGCCCUCCGAUGCUGCCUUCAAUCAGUUGGAGGUCCCGCACAAAGUCGUUCACAUCGGACACAGCUUCGGGUCAUUCCUUACCUCCGCCUUCAUUGCCAGGUACGGCCCUCUUACCGACGGAGCAAUCAUCACGGGCUAUCUCUUGACGGAAUUUCUCGCGAGCGCUGGUUCGACAUCCUUCAGCGUCGAAUAUGCUGCCACAGGAUCGCCUCCUUUUAACCGCUCAAGUGGUUAUGUUGUGUGCCAGAGAGACGGUAUCCAGAACAUCUUCUUUGGGGGUAAUCCGAAGACCGCCUUCACACCAGAGCUGCUCAACUACGGUAUCAGCAUCAAGCAACCUGUUCCCAUCGGAGAGUUCGCCUCGGCCUUUUCCCUGAUAGGCAACCCCGGGCCGUCUUUCAAAGCUCCCGUCCAGUUCUUCCUACCGGAGUUUGACUUCUACAUCUGUCGUGGUGACUGCCGGGGUUUGGCGAAUAUCACAGCCUUGAACGAGACCUACCCCCACGCUACUGCUAUUGAGGUGGCCAUCCAGCCCAACACCGGACAUGCGCUGCCACUGCACAACAAUGCCACAGCAGGCUUUAAGGUCAUGUUUGACUUCUUCUCCCGACAUGGCCUCUAGCUGCCUAAAUGGCGAA